GCAUGAGGUAGGUAGCCAGAUUGUAGUGGUGCCGCGCCAAAGUGGCUGAUACGGUACUGCAAUGGCGCGAGGUAUCCUUUCAACAAGGCGGCGACGUGCUUCCACAACCAGCGGGCCUGGUCGGCAUGACAAUGGCUCAUUGAUGAACGACAGCUGCUAGCUUUGUCUGUUCUGUAGUUCCUGAAACACUUGAUUCGCUGGGUUGAAGGUCCUGAGUCCGUGUCUACUCUUUCGAGGGUUCCUUUUGGAGUCCCUGCUGGCCUGCAGCCUGCAAGCGCGGUUCUAGGAUGCAGUCUGACAGUAACACCGAUGAUGACAAUUCUCCACCACCGGAGAACCGCUAUGGCCGCGGUUCUGGGAGGGCCGGCGGUGGGGGUCCCAAGGAGCCAGCGCGCGGUGGGGGUUCUGACUACGGUGCGCAGCUGCGGCAGCUGCAGCAGGACGCCUACACAGGGGUCAUGAGGGCCUUCAUGGCACAGUCCAACAACAUUGGCUGGGACGAGGAGGAGCUGCUGGUGGGCCUGCGUAAGAGCCUGCACGUGGCCGAGGAGACGCACCGCUCCAUCGUGCAAGCGGAGCGCCACAACGAAGGCCUGCGCAGGAUCCGUGAGGGGUUGCAACAGCGUGGCGGCAGCGGCGGCUACGGCGGGGCCAUGACCCACUACGACGGCACGCCGGGGGCGGGCUUUGGGCCGGCGAAGACCGCGCCGCCGCCCAGCCUGGCAGCCCGGGGAAGAGGGGGGGCACUGGGGGCCACCAAAGGACGGGGGGGCGCUCCGUCUGGGCGUGGGCGGGGCGGCCGUCCUGGGCGUGCGGCCGGCCCGGCGGGCAGCCUGCCAGUGGGCUUGACGAUCAACGAGCACGUGGGGAAGCGGGUGGAGACGCUGUGGGAUGAAGAUGGCUGGUACCAGGCCAUCAUCAGCGACUACAACCCCGACACGGACAUGCACUGUUUGAUCUACAACAUCAACACGCCGGACGAGCAGUGGGAGUGGAUCAGCCUGGCUGAGGUGGGCGACAACCUCCGCUUUGUGGGGCCUGCGGAUCCCUCGCUGCUCAUGCAGGCCGGCCAGCCCCUGCUCGCCGGGGCGCGGGGCCUCUCUGCAGCCAAGGAGCGCAAGGAGCGGGGGGAGGAGGGGCUGGAGGGGGCGGGGCUGCCGGGACUGAACCUGGGCGGGGCUGCCAGCCUGGAAGAGAUCGACCGCGCCAAGGAGGAGCUCAAGCGGCGCGAGGAGGAGCUGCGGCAGCAACUAGAGGACCUCGGGUCGGACGACGAAGAUGAGGGCGAAGAGGGCGAGGAGCAGCUGCCGCCGAUGGGGCCCCCCCCGGACGACGACGAGGACGAAGGGCAGCGGCGGCGGGUGCAGCGGGGACGGCACCCGGGGCACGAGCAGGACGAGGACGAGGGGGACGACGAGGAAGACGACGACGAGGACGAGGACGACGAGGAGGACGAGGAGGACGACGACGAGCGGCAGCAGCGAUAGCAGGCGGGGGAGGCAGGGGGGGGCGAUGAGGGCACAGACCAGGAGGGAGCACACGGGAGACUGCAGCAGCAGAGAGCUCCGCGGGGCGGCUGAAUCGCAAAGUCCUGGACGAAGCAGGCAACAUGCGAGACAGCGCCUGUCCUUGCUUCUAAAAUCAUCUUGGUCAAAUUACAAUAAUGGGGCAUCACUGCGAGAGGAUGUGAAGUCGAUCGAGGCAGUCGACAAACCUAGAUGAUCUGGUCAUACAUCUACGUGCGUAGUGCAUGUUAGCCCUUUGCUCCUUUGCAACGCUGCUUCCGUUACUCAUCGAAGGAUUGCCUCGGGAAAGCUAUGAAGCGUCCGUAUCUCAGAAGGUCCUUCAUUCAGUUCCGAGUAGUUCCAUUUGGAAACAUUGGGCACUACUUGUUACGAUAUAUUUGGGCGAGCUUGGAUGGUAUUUAGACGGUCUAAAAUGCACUCCACAGAUUGAAU
Molecule: messenger RNA, 1958 nt
Organism: Klebsormidium nitens
Lineage: Eukaryota; Viridiplantae; Streptophyta; Klebsormidiophyceae; Klebsormidiales; Klebsormidiaceae
Source: the annotation of a GenBank genome assembly